GUGAUUUAAAGAAGAGCCCGUGCGCUCUCAACAUCCAAGACGAAAGGCGCACACGCCGGAGAGCAGCAGCUAUAUACCGGGGCUAAAAUUAGGGACGGAUAGUGCGUAUUUCCUCCGCUUCUUAUAAUUGGUCCAGCUUGCGCUGCCGUGAUAUUUAUAAGAUAAAGGUCUUCCACCACUCAUACUUUCUGCAUGAGUGUUAAACAUAGUGUAAAGAGCAGAGCAGAGUUGUAGUGCACUACAACCAAAGUUUCUCCGAGGGAUUGCAACAAAUCCCCGAUCUUUAAAGUUUGUUUUACCUUAACUGGGACGACUGGAAAUGGCUUUGAGUGGAACGAUUUUACCGUCUAUUUCCACAUUUUCGGCGCAGAAGGAAAAAUGCUGGGAGAACAGGUGGAAGGAUGAACUGGACAGGUCCAUGCAUCUCAGCUGCAUAGCUGACCUAUCUAACAUGGACAACCUCAACAGAAUAACAGACGACGAAGAUCUUGACAAGUACCUGGAUCUGGAGUUUAUACUGGCCAACACUGCAGGUUCUGACAAUCUCGGACUCGGCAUGGCAGGCGACUACAGAAUGCAAGAGUCCAGAAACAUGUACAACCCGACUACAUACUCGGUGCCUGAGAUCAACCCAUCACCACCUCCACCAUACACCACCAGCCUCAUGGCAGAGCUUCUGCAGUCUGACAUUGACACCUACUGCCAACCGUCUCUCCAGGGAAGAUUCCUAGUCAGGCCUGCUUUCCCCACUCAGGACAUUUCGGAGUGUAUCAAAGUGGAGCCCUGCAUGGAUAGUUACGGACCUGUACGAGGAAUGGUUCCCAAAGUCAAACAAGAGGGCAACGGUGCAUGCAUGAGAUCCUAUGAGCAGCCAAGACUAGCCAACUCUCCCCAGGGAGCAGGCAGCAUGACUCCCCCACAGAGCCCUGCGGAGCUCAUCAACACAGACUGUCAGUCACACUCGCAGAUGUGCCAUGCCUUAACGUUCAGCCAGAGCUAUCAAGGCAACACAGGAUUUCCCCACGCAGCACCUCCACAGAUGCAGCUGCCUUACCAAAGCACACAUCACUUCAGCAUGUGCGACGAUGGGCUUGCAAUGCCCAACGCCAACCAAAGAGUACUUCUGACACCACCCUCAUCUCCUCUAGAGCUGGACGCCAAACCAAAGAGGGGGCGCCGCACGUGGCCGAGGAAACGCACGGCGACUCACACUUGCACUUUUUCUGGAUGUGGCAAAACUUACACAAAAAGUUCUCACUUGAAGGCUCAUCACAGAACACACACAGGCGAGAAGCCCUAUCAUUGCAGUUGGGAAGGCUGUGGGUGGAAGUUCGCCCGUUCUGAUGAAUUGACCCGUCACUUCCGCAAGCACACCGGACACCGACCCUUCCAGUGCCACCUGUGCGAACGUGCCUUCUCCAGGUCCGACCAUCUCGCCCUUCAUAUGAAACGUCAUAUGUAGGAACGGACUCUGGAAAAUGUGGACUAAACGCACUGAACAGUGAACAUUGUCUGUACCCCCCCCCCUCUUAUUUAAAGUAUGGUGAAGGGGAAACAUGAACUGACUUGACCUAUUGCUUGUAGCUGGUUCUACACUUCAAUUCUUUACAGAAUUUACAGAAACAAACUAUAUUUUUCGUUUCCAAAGAGCAAGUUCAACUCAUACUAUAGGCUGGACCUAAACCUCAAGACGGAACUGGAAUCAGACAGUAUAAUGUGCUUUAAGUUAACAUGAUGUGCUGCGGACAUCACGACAGUGCCUUUUAAUAUGCGUAUACAUCUCACGAGUGCCACGAAUACUGGCGUUUUUUUUAACGACAAAUGUAUGCUAUUGUGUCAAGAAACUAAAUAAGCUUUGUAAGACAAUGUUUUCCUCUUUCAAAACUGCCUUAAAAGUUAACAAAAGGGGCGUUAACUGAAUGUUUUAAGUAAUUUGUGCAUUUAUCGACAUAAACGUUUUUAUUUUUAAAAAUCAGGGUCUCAUGGUUUCGUUUUUUUUAAACGCAAUUUGUAUGCUGUUAACGUUGAAUUGCAGACUGUCCCAUGUUUGGAUGACAUGAUAAGGGCUAUGUGAGUUGUUCUGGACCAAAGCAUUUUAUGUACAUAAUUUAUACACUGUAUAUAUUGUACAUAUUAAACUUAAAUUGCGAUAUAAA
Messenger RNA from Danio rerio (zebrafish), 2156 nucleotides. RefSeq names its product Kruppel like factor 2a (gene klf2a). Gene Ontology annotation, biological process: positive regulation of DNA-templated transcription. The record is from RefSeq and is marked validated. Gene Ontology annotation, cellular component: nucleus. Lineage: Eukaryota; Metazoa; Chordata; Actinopteri; Cypriniformes; Danionidae.